AUGAAUUUAGCGGUGGAAGACAAGAGUAAGAAGGUUUCAUUGAUUACACUCCCGCCCGAAGUGCUCAUCAGUAUCUUUAGUCAUGUCGAUGAGAAAGAUUUGUACGUUUUGCAACAAGUUUGCUCGUAUUUUGCCUGCUUGAUUAACGACGAGGAGUUGUGGAAGAAUUUGUUUGUUUCCAGGAUCCAUACGUGCUAUUUCCCAUCAUUUGCGCAGACCAACAAGUACAGUAUAGAGUAUUUGGAAAGACUACAGGGUUUAAGACAAUGGAAACAUAACAGAGCCAUCAAGACGAAAUACGUACUGUCUCCUUCUCCCAGAUAUCAGGUGCAGAUAGAGCGGAUUAUCUUUGAUUAUCCACGUUGUGCGUGUUACAAUGAUGGUAUCAUCACUUUGGUACAACUUCAUUCGAGAAGAAAGAAGGACAGACUUAUCUAUAUUCCAUGUACGACACCCCAGGGUUGUUCUACUAUGAGUUUUAAUAUCAAUGCGGCUGUUUUUGGGCGGUUUGAUGGUAGAGUAUUUGGAAAGUUGCUUAGCAACAAGUCUUAUCUGACACCGGUUACAGAAUUCGACUCGAGGCACUCUUCGUGUGUCACUGCAAUCACGACAUCUAUAUCGCAGGAUUCCCUCGAAGACUGGUGUGUGAGUGGGUCUGAAAAUGGUGAGUUGAUCUGGUGGUGCGAAACUCACAAGGUCAAAUCGCUGAAAAUAUCCAGCAAAGUCAUACUGCAUGUGGCUUUGUACAAGAAUUGGACUAUUGCCGCUGACAGCGAGAAAUUCUAUGUCAUCAAGGAUAUGGAGGACGUUCAUAUUAUUCCAUUACCAAAGACGAAAAAUACAGAUGGAUCAGAUGUUCAGUUACAAGUGCAAUUUUCAAAGAUCGAUUUCGGAUCAAUGUCCCUGAUAGUAGCCGAUACUCGACACCUGUUCGUCAUUUCUUUCAAUCCCGAUUUGGAUUUUGGCCGAUCACGCACAAUUUUGAUUCCUGAAACAAUAAGCAACCUGGAGAUUGACCUGGCUACAUGUAAGAGAGAGCAGAACAAAAGUCUAGCGGGUGAAGAUGGUUGUUUUCUUGCUGUUAUGACGAUGGAAAAUUCCAUUAAGCUAAUCAAUGUAAGAGCACCGGGAAACACAUUGAUAAUCGAAAACGAAUUGAAAUUUGAUGAACAGGUUUACACUUGUCAAGUAAGCAACUUGGUUCUUGUAUGUGCCCUGAGUGGCCAGUUGCAAGUGUAUGACGCCGCUGGUGCAAGAUUGAUCAAGACUGUACAAAAGACAGAUAAAUACCCACAGCAUUUGGCCAUAUCGCAGGGUAGAAUGAUUAUUGCAAGUGGCAAUCUUGUGCACUUCUUGCAAUAUAUUUCGGAUCCUUCACUUCUGAAAAAGCGUUCUGGUUCUGGAGGGCAGCGAGCACAUGGUAACAAGUGGGAUAAGCGGGUCAAUGCAGAGUUGGCCAUCUACGAUGAAGAAGAAUCACUGAGGAAGGAAAGAGCCUUGGAAAACGAAAGAUUGAUAGAAACUUAUGGUGGCGAUCUCAGUGAUGACGAAUUACAACUACGAAUAGCAUUAAUGGAGUCAGAGUCCUCCCAUUUCCCCAACUCUGCGCACCAAGCGGAGCAGUCUGGAGAAGAAGUUGACGACGAUCUUGAGCGGGCCAUUGAGGAAUCUCGAUUGGCCCAAGAAAAUCAGCAAUUUGUUGAAAGUUUUGCAGAUGAAGAUGAUGAAGAUUUCAUCAGAGCUCUGGAGCAAUCACGAGCAGAUGAAGAGCAUAAUUCUCAGCGGAUUCGUCGUUCCACUCCUCUGACGGAUGUGGACGACUCUCGUCCUUUGGAUCAGGCGAUCGCGGGGAAUGAUGAGGAUGACGAGGCACUUCGACUAGCUCUCGCCUUGUCGCUGAGCGAGGCAAAUUAG
This is a messenger RNA of Torulaspora delbrueckii, 1914 nucleotides long. It is a transcript of the gene UFO1, whose product is annotated as SCF ubiquitin ligase complex subunit UFO1. The record is from RefSeq and is a predicted model, not a curated record. Gene Ontology annotation, cellular component: SCF ubiquitin ligase complex. The transcript has a single exon. Gene Ontology annotation, molecular function: protein binding. Gene Ontology annotation, biological process: SCF-dependent proteasomal ubiquitin-dependent protein catabolic process. The coding region runs from base 1 to 1914 and encodes 637 amino acids. Lineage: Eukaryota; Fungi; Ascomycota; Saccharomycetes; Saccharomycetales; Saccharomycetaceae.